Messenger RNA from Symphalangus syndactylus (siamang), 4900 nucleotides. RefSeq names its product EF-hand domain-containing family member C2-like. Gene Ontology annotation, biological process: regulation of neuron projection development. NCBI's taxonomy places the organism in Eukaryota, Metazoa, Chordata, Mammalia, Primates, Hylobatidae. The record is from RefSeq and is a predicted model, not a curated record. Gene Ontology annotation, cellular component: microtubule.
ACAGAGUCUGGCUCUGUUUCCCAGGCUGGCGUGCGGUGGUGUAAUCACAGAUGACUGCAACCUCUGCCUCCUGGGCUCAAGCAAUCUUCCUACCUCAGCAUGCUGAGUAGCUGAGACUCCAGGAAAUAGAAAACCACCUUGAUAAGGACACAGAAGGCUAUGAUGUGGUGCUUGAUGCUGUAGACGCAAUGCAGCGAGUCGCCUGGCACAUCAGUGACAGGAAGCGGAAACAUGAGCACGCAGUCCAGUUACAGUAAAUUCUAUGAAACUCUCACUGCUCCACCUAACAAACUUCUCCUCGUUAUCGUGGUUCUCACCUGCUUCAGACUUUGGCCAAUAUACGUAAGUGAAGACAGAGAUGAUGACACAGAAAGAAGGUCCUCACCAGACGCUUGCCUUUGUAUCUUGGAUUUUCCGGUUUCCAGAACCAUAAAGAAUCUCUGCAAAUUGCCCAGUCUCUCAUACUCCAUUAUAGCAGCACAGACUGAAUGGAAAUAUACAUGUAUUGCAUUUGAAUGAAUAUUAGUAAGAAAUUAAACAUUCAGCACAAUAAAGGGAUCUUUGAAUGAGCACUGAGUCCCUCUGAGCAAGGACAUGGACAGAUGUUAUGUAAGAGAAAGAACUGGACCAGAACUUUGAGAGCAGAAAGCAUCAAAUAUUCUACAGCUUGAGCCUUCUGUGAUGAUAGUAGUAGGAGCUGAAGAUUCAUAUGUUUUUGUUAUCUUAGAUGGUGAAUUGGACUCCACUAAUGGAGGGGCUUAAGGCUCCGGCUGAGUGAAGUCAUUUCGUCACUUUCCAUUUUGAAGAUGCCUCCUGGUGGGGCUGCUUCUGUUGAUGCAGCUCUUAUGCCGAAGUUGACUUCCAGGACAUAUGAGCCCCAGUGAACAUAAAAAACCAUCUCAGGUAGUAAAGGAGAAGUUUCACAAAUCCCAACAUUGGGGCUUUUGCAACAAUGUUAGGAUGUUGGUGAGUGAUGAAAAGCCUGGAAUAGGAGGAGCACCACUUCCAGGGCAAAAGAUAAAGCCGAAAUAUAGCAUAUAUCCUAAAGGAGAUGGAAGUGAUGUACCAUCAUGGGUAGCCUUUGAUAAACAGGUAUUAUCUUUUGAUGCAUAUUUGGAUAGAAGCCAAACCAAGUACAGAAUAAGAUACUACAAAAUCUACUUCUACCUUGAAGAUGACACAAUUCAAGUAAAUGAACCAGAGGUGAAAAAUAGUGGAUUGCUUCAAGGGACUUUUCUCCGGCGUCAUCGGAUUACUCUUCCGCCUCCUGAUGACGAUCAGUUUUAUACUGUGUAUCAUUUUAAUGUCGGCACAGAGGUUGUCUUCUAUGGCUGGAAAUUCAAGAUUUAUGACUGUGAUGCAUUCACAAGAAACUUUUUGAGGAAAAUAGGGGUCAAAGUGAAUCCCCCAGUACAACGUCCAGAAGAUCCUUACGUGAAGAUUCGGAGAGAGGCUGUAGAACACGUAGAGCCCUUACGUCCCUACAAAUCCCUCAACACCCCAAAACAGUUCUACCAGUAUCAUGGCAAGAUUUUGCGUUUCUUCUGCCUGUGGGAUGACUCAGUCUCGAUGUUUGGAGACCGUAGAGAACUCAUCCUGCAUUACUUCUUGUGUGAUGAUACUAUUGAAAUCAAAGAAUUGCUUCCACCCAACUCAGGCCGAGAUGCUGUCAACGUGUUCCUCCGGAGGAGUAAGCUGCCCAAGAAUUGCCCACCUAGAGUCUACCAACCAGGCCAGGUAACAGAUCGAGCAGUUCCCAAUUCAUAUGGUGACUUUAUAAAGAACCAAGCGGGUAGCUACCUGUUCGAUAGAUAUAAGCUAGGAAAAAUAGACCAAGAGUUUUACAAAGAUAGUGACCUGUCCCUAGGAGUCACCAUCAAUGUGUGGGGAAGAAAAGUGCUCCUUUAUGACUGUGAUGAAUUUACAAAGUCUUAUUAUAAGUCUAAAUAUGGAAUUGAGAACUUUACUUCGGUUUCGUGCAAGCGUCCUUCUCCUCCUCCAAAAAUAGAAAGGAAAUUUCCACCUUACAACGGUUUUGGUUCUGAGGAGGAUUCUCUCCGUAACUGCAUAGACCUCAGGCCCACACCUCAUCGGAGGAACUUCAAGAAGUUUAUGGAAAAAGACAGCUAUGGCUCCAAAAGCAAUAUACUCCGUUUUUUUGCAAAACUAGUCACAGACAAAUCUGUUGACUUGGACAGGAGGUUUGUUGUUUCAUAUUAUCUCAGUGAUGACACCAUUUCAGUGUUUGAACCUAUACAGAGGAAUUCAGGAAUUGCUGGUAGGAUGUUCUUGAAAAGAAGUCACGUUAAGAAGCCUGGACAAGAAGUCUUUAAAAGUGAACUAUCUGAAUAUAUCAAGGCCGAGGAUCUGUACAUUGGAGUCACAGUGAAUGUGAAUGGUUACCUAUUUCAUUUGCUCAAUGCUGAUGAGUAUACCUUAAACUACAUGGAGCAGAAUGCAGAUAAGUAUCCUUUCAGUAACCUCAGACUUAUCCUACAAAAGCUGAAGCAAGAAGAAGGAAAAUUCAGAGAGCUCAAGCAGGUAUUUAAAGCUGCUGACUGUAAGCACACAAACAUGAUGGAUUAUAAUACAUUCAGAGACAUAUUGAUGUCUUUGACUGUUGGAAACCUCACAGAGCAAGAAUUUGUAACCAUUGCAUGUCACUACCGUGCACCUGAGGGCACAUGUCCAGAUACGAAUUUGUUAAUUGCACUGGCCCAUGAAAAGUUAAAGAAAAAUAUGUUUGAGGAUUUCGACACUUUGAUUUAUUCCUGUGUGUAUAAAGAUCGACAAAAAAAAAAUGUAUUACCCACCAAAGACAUUAAGAGGCUGUGCAAAUCCUUCAGAUUACCUUUGAGUGAUGAUCUUCUAGAAUCCUUAUUGUCAAGGUUUGAAGACAGUGAAAAACAAAUAGAUUAUAAGUCAUUUUUCUCUGCCCUGAACUGGAGAAAGAAUCCAGUGCCUGAAUUGCAACCAGCAUCAUACCUUAAAGAGAGAUGUGAAGAUGUUUGGCUUGGUAUGCCAUCACCUAUUCCUGCGAAAUACAUUGACUACUGGACCUUUUUGAAGGACGUGUUUGGCUUAGAAAAAACCAUGCCAGUGUCGGUCAGUUCUCUAUGAUUUACUUCUCUCGUUUUGCCACAUUUACUUUAGUAGAUAUAAUUUCAUUGAAAACAAAAAGCUGAUAGGCAAGUUCAGCCAAGUCUGAGGAUACAAAACCAAUGUGCAAAAAUCACAAGCAAACUUAUACACCAAUAACAGAGAAACAGAGCCAAAUCAUGAGUGAACUCCCAUUCACAACUGCUUCAAAGAGAAUAAAAUACCUAGGAAUCCAACUUACAAGGGAUGUGAAGUACCUCUUCAAGAAGAACUACAAACCACUGCUCAAUGAAAUAACAGAGGAUACAAACAAAUGGAAGAACAUUCCAUGCUCAUGGGUUGGAAGAAUCAAUAUCAUGAAAACGGCCAUACUGCCCAAGGUAAUUUAUAGAUUCAAUGCCAUCCCCAUCAAGCUAGCAAUGACUUUCUUCACAGAAUUGGAAAAAACUAAAGUUCAUAUGGAACCAAAAAAGAGCCCACAUCGCCAAGUCAAUCCUAAGCCAAAAGAACAAAGCUGGAAGCAUCACACCACCAGACUUCAAACUAUACUACAAGGCUACAGUAACCAAAACAGCCUGGCACUGGUACCAAAACAGAGAUACAGACCAAUGGAACAGAACAGAGCCCUCAGAAAUAAUGCCACAUACCUACAACCAUCUGAUGUUUGACAAACUUGAGAAAAACAAGCAAUGGGGAAAGGAUUCCCUAUUUAAUAAAUGGUGCUGGGAAAACUGGCUAGCCAUACUUAGAAAGCUGAAACUGGAUCCCUUCCUUACACCUUAUACAAAAAUUAAUUCAAGAUGGAUUAAGGACUUAAAUGUUAGACCUAAAACCAUAAAAACCCUAGAAGAAAACCUAGGCAGUACCAUUCAGGACAUACGCAUGGGCAAGGACUUCAUGUCUAAAACACCAAAAGCAAUGGCAACAAAAGCCAAAAUAGACAAAUGGGAUCUAACUGAACUAAAGAGCUUCUGCACAGCAAAAGAAACUACCAUCAGAGUGAACAGGCAACCUACAAAAUGGGAGAAAAUUUUUGCAACCUACUCAUCUGACAAAGGGCUAAUAUCCAGAAUCUACAAUGAACUCAAACAAAUAUACAAGAAAAAAAAAAAACCCCAUCAAAAAGUGGGCGAAGGACAUGAACAGACAUUUCUGGAAAGAAGACAUUUAUGCAGCCAAAAGACACAUGAAAAAAUGCUCAUCAUCACUGGCCAUCAGAGAAAUGCAAAUCAAAACCACAAUGAGAUACCAUCUCACACCAUUUAAAGUGGGGAUCAUUAAAAAGUCAGGAAACAACAGGUGCUGGAGAGGAUGUGAAGAAAUAAGAACACUUUUACACUGUUGGUGGGACUGUAAACUAGCUAAACCAUUGUGGAAGUCAGUGUGGCGAUUUCUCAGGGAUCUAGAACUAGAAAUACCAUUUGACCCAGCCAUCCCAUUACUGGGUAUAUACCCAAAGGAUUAUAAAUCAUGCUGCUAUAAAGACACAUGCACACGUAUGUUUAUAGGGGCACUAUUCACAAUGGCAAAGACUUGGAACCAACCUAAGUGUCCAACAACGAUAGACUGGAUUAAGAAAAUGUGACACAUAUACACCAUGGAAUACUAUGCAGCCAUAAAAAAUGAUGAGUUCAUGUCCUUUGUAGGGACAUAGAUGAAGCUGGAAACCAUCAUUCUCAGCAAACUAUCGCAAGGACAAAAAACCGAACACCACAUGUUCUCACUCAUAGGUAGGAAUUGAACAAUGAGAACACAUGGACACAGGAAGGGAAACAUCACACACAGGGGACUGUUGUGGGGU